This is a messenger RNA of Rotaria socialis, 342 nucleotides long. Lineage: Eukaryota; Metazoa; Rotifera; Eurotatoria; Philodinida; Philodinidae. The record is from the annotation of a GenBank genome assembly.
AUGUUUAAACUCCUCAGUAUUGUUCUUGCUACGAUGUUAAUUGCUGCCAGCUACGGUUUAAUGGCUGGUGGCUAUGCUGAUAAGCCGGAGCUAAUCGAAGAUCCAACGGUGAAAGGUUUGGCUGUCUAUGCUGCUGAACAUUUAGCGAUGACACAAAAUAUUGUUCUUAAUAACAUUGAAGUUACAGGUGUUCAAACUCAAGUUGUCGCUGGUAUGAAUUAUAGAAUCGAUUUUACCGGUAAAACCGUCAAUAGUCCUAUUGCGAAAACAAAAUCAUGCCAAGUUGUUAUCUACGUACGAUUUAAUUCAACUAAGAAGGUUACAAGUGCUAAAUGCAAUUAA